AUGCCGCAAGAUGAAAAAAAUUCACAUGGCCAUCUUGAUAGAAAAACAAGUGGUAGCAGUAACACUAGAAAAAUUACCAGGUUUCUUGGUAUUACUGAUAAUAGUAUUGAUGAAGCUAAUAUGUUGGACAAAUCUUCAAAAGCAAUUAAAAUACUUGGAUUAAAUGAUAGUGAAUUAAAUAAAAAAUCUAUAUCAUUGGAUAAAGUAGUGUCUGAAUUUAGAGGUAAUAGUCGUAGCAAUUCUUUAAAUAGUGUCAGUAAUGGCGUUGGCGGAUCGGUUAUAGUGGCGAGUAUUCGUAAACAUGUUGUUCAUAAAGGAUAUUUGUCAAAACACACAAAUACAAAUUUUGUAUUAUCUAAAUCAUGGAAAAAACGAUAUUUCGUUCUAGCAAAAAGUAUUCUUUAUUGUUUCAAAUCAAACGAUGCAACAUCUAACCUAAUAGAUAGUUUUGAAUUGACAUGCGAUACUGUUGUAUGUGUUAGUGAUGUGUUCAGUGGUAAAGCGUGGAUUUUAGAGGUUAGCAAACCAAAUAUAAAGGCUUGGUAUUUACAAGCGGAUAAUGUAAAAGCGUUGAAAUCUUGGUUGACGGAAUUAAAAUCUAUUGUAGUAAAACUUAAAUAUAAUGAUACGGAAUUACCCAGUAACAUUAAUUCAGCCACGUCUAUAAAUCUUAUCAAAAUCAACAGCAAUGACAGUCAUGGUUACAAAAAUAAUAGCGAUACCAAUAAAUCCAAAAACCACAUCAACAUUAUUAAUAAUAUAAGCAAUGGCAGCAAUACUGGCAUUAAUAAAAUUAAUAAUAGUAGCAAUACUACUAGUGUUGUUAAUAGUCCUAUUAAUGAAUCAUACAAUGAAGAAUUAUUUUUCACACCUAAAACUUCUAUUUCAAAUACGUCAUUCGUCCAAAUAGAAAAAGGUGACGACAGUGACAAAGUCAUACCAACAACACCAUUACCGCCGCCACCAAGACACGGUAUGAUUAUAACUCCUUUGUCACCAGCUCCUAGACCAAGGUCUCAAUCAUCGUCAUCAUCUUCACCUACCACAGAUUUAUCACGAAGACGAAGAUCAAAUUCUGCUGAAUCUCUAGAAAUCAAUAUUUUACCAAGUAGAAAGUACAACAACUACUACAACAAUGACCAUAACAAUCAAUCAAUACCAUCACCUAAAGGUUCAAUUGGUAGUCAUCAUUCAGAUUCAGAUAAAAGAAAUAGCACCAGGCAAAGUAAUCCUAUUGUAAUGCCAUCACCUACUCUAUCUGAAAGAUCAAUUAGUCAAGAUGAUAAAUCUAGCAAUACACAAAUUGAUAAUAAGACAUCAAGAAGAUUAUUGAGAUUAUCGUCGUUACCGAAUAGCUAUGAGACAACAACGAUUCAUGAUGAAAUCGUUUCUCUUUUAUCAACAUCAGCAUCUACAUCAUCACUCAAUUCACUGAAAAGAAUAUCAAUUACCGAAGAGGAUCCAUCCCUAACACCAUCAACACCAUUAACGCCAUCAACAUCAUAUAGUAAUUCAACGAGCUUACCACAUCGUCUUCAUUAUAAUCAUCGAUCAAGUUUUGUAGAUUUUCCCAACAAACCAAUUCCCCAAUUACUGCCAGCACGUUCAAAAUCACAACCUCAUUACACCAUAUCUAAAAAAUUUCUACGUCGACAUUUUUCAUUAACCACUGUGGACAUAAAAUCUUUACCGCCGCCUACACGUCCUCCAAAUAAUGAGUCAAUAGCGGAAAUUCAAUCACAGCCACCACCAUCAUCGAUAUCAAAAUCAACACCCAAAGAAACAAAUAAUGAUUCAUUAAUUGAUUCAAAAGAAAAAUUUGCAACUAAUUACACUGAUGAAGAUAAUAUUGAUCCAUAUUACGCAAAAGAGUUGUCAGCUUCAUUGAAUAAUAAUAAAAUAGAGAAAAUAGUAGAAAAUGAAGAAAAUGAAGUUGAAAAGGUUUCUAGUUCAGAAACUCCUUAUGAUGAUAAUCAAAAAGAUGAUAUUAUAGAGGAAGAUAUUACUAAAUUGCCAGCGUCUGAAUUAACCUUUGUGGUUGUUGAGGAAACAAAUGGUGAUGGUGAAAUAAUAUUAAAUCUUCAGGAUGUAAAUGAGAUAAAUAGUAACAAUAAUGAUGACAAUGAGGAUAGUAGCGGAUCAGUCAAAAGAGUUAUUAAAGAUGAUUUUGAUGUCAUUUCAGGAAAAGCUAAUCACAAUAAUAAUCUUCUCGUUACAUGA
This is a messenger RNA of Entrophospora sp. SA101, 2220 nucleotides long. The record is from the annotation of a GenBank genome assembly. Lineage: Eukaryota; Fungi; Glomeromycota; Glomeromycetes; Entrophosporales; Entrophosporaceae.